UGGCGCAAAGCACCAACAAAAAAGGAAGCGUCUUAGUUAAAAUAGUCAAAUGAGUCUUUUUCAAACCGCAAAAUGUCUGGUGAUUUAGCUAAUCUACUGAAGGGAAGCCGAUCCAAAGUGGAGUUGGCCUGCAAAAAGGUGGAGGCCACGUUCCGGGAUUUGACUGGAGGAUCCUUUGAUGCUUCCAAUGCGCUGAGGUACGCGCUGAGUGUGCAGAACCACAUUUGUAUUGCCUUGCUGGAUAAUCUACAGAAUGGGGAUCUCUUUAGCGAUAUAGUUGGUAUAAUGCUGCCACAUCUGGUUCCCUAUGAGGCGAAGCCCAGUUUAUGGGACUCGCACUUGACCAGCUUGCGGUACAUACAUCACGGUUUGUGCCAGCAGAGUCACCUCAAAGCCUGUAUAAAGUUGUACAACCUUAUACGAGGUCAACCCUGCCGCCUGCAAGGGGAAUCGAACUUCAAAAUAUAUCUGGACAUCCAUUUGAAACACUUCAAUAGUGUGCAUUUACGGCUGCAAGAGCAAAAUCUUCCUUCGGAGGCCACAACUCAGCUGCGUUAUGCCCUCGAAUCCCUGGGCGAACUUUUUGAUGCCAUGCGGCUCAAGAAAAUCACACAAAUGGGAACACUUUUGGCGCAACUAAACGAAUCUAUGUUUGGCAAAAGAGGAAGGACAUUCUUCAAGUCCCUUGCUCAGUUCCAGCUCUUGGAGAGUCUGAGCAAGAUGCUUAAGCCCCUGUUGAAACUACUGGCCAGCAGUGCUCCAUCGGAAUUGGCCAACCAAUUCCCUGAGUACCUAAGUCUCAUCUUGGCCCUGGUGCAGAUCGAUAUUGUGGGACCUCAGUCUAGCCAGCAAAUGUCGCUGCAGCUGCUGCGCAUGUGCAAGGAGCUGUUUCGCCAGGAAUCCAAUCUAAACUAUGCCCUGCAGCUGAUCUACUACUAUAUCAAGUUGAUCUUUGUCAAGGAGCCCGCCGCAGCCGACUUUAAACGCACCUACAUGGAUCUGUCGCGCAAGUUCCAGGUCUUCUUCGAACACAAGGGCUCCGCCCAUGCCAAGGAGCAGUGGAUCACGGACCUACUGGUGGCCCUUCAAUACCUCCAGGUGUUGAUCCACCAGAGUUGCAGUAAAUACGCCUCACCCUUCCAGUGCUUCUGGCAGCAAAUGCAGGGCGAGGGCAGUUGCGAAGCCUAUGCAGAGCACUUUAAGCUGCUCAAGAGCUGCGGUGCCUUGGCGGUAAAUGUCACACGGAGUCCACUGGGCAGCAAUUGCAAACACGAGGCCUGCAAGAGCUUGAGGAGGCACUGCAUCAUGGCCUAUGGUCUGUGCGCCUUGGAUGCCUACAAUAACUGGCAGCCGACGCAGCAGCAAAAAGCAGAUAAGAGCAUCCACAAACCGCUGCUGGUAGUAGUUAGAUACUCAAUGGAUCUGGCCACGACCAUGAAGUGCCUGGGUCCCACCAGCGUGGAGCUUGUCAAACUGGGACACCAGCUAUUAAUUGCAGCACACCAGGUCUCUUGUCCGGAGCAAAUGUCCCUGCUGGUGGAACUUCUGGAGCCACUGCAGAAGUUGCGGUCCCUGAUUGCCGACAAGGAGAUGCAAGAAAUACUGCGACGUCUCUACAAGGCCAGCUGCCAUUGCCAAGAUCCCCACAUGACCAGUCGCCUGCAUGCCAGUUAUUUGGCAUCGCUAACGAAUCCCAGCCGAUUGAGAGCGCACCUCUGUUUGCACUACCACAAUCAGGUGAAGCUGGGCAAGGAGAUACAGAAGUGCGUCUACGAGUGGCACGAGUCCACUCCACUGCCACAUCCUCUUACUCCUGCCCAAAAGAAACAGUUCUACGAUAUGGAUUUCUUCGUUGCGAUGGAUUACUUGAAUGGUUCCUCAAUGGCGCCCCUACAGUCGCUAGUCCGCUGCCGAAAGAGUGAUUACCAUCUGGUGCUCUUGGCCAGGCGUGUGCGAAGUGAUCUCGCCAUGCUGAAGCAGUGCCAGGAGUUGCGUUCGAAGCUGAAGCAUCAGCGAUCCCUCAGCCGCAUGGAUCACUUGUCGCUGGGUCAUGCCAAUGUGGGCCUACUGUUGGACGCGAUGGAGGCUAAGAAAGCAAAGGUGGCCAACAAAGAGGUGAACGAGAGUUUUCUGGAAGAGCUGCUACUCAGGCAGAACCUAGCGCAGAUUAAUAUUAAACGAGAGCAGCGGCUGGUUGAGCUGGCUAGUGAAGCCAUCACGGCCUUUGGCCACUUCUUUCACCAAGCCGAUCAGGAGCCAUUGGACAUUGAGGAGACCCCCAUUGAUUGGCAGGCCUUGAUCGACGAUGGAGUGGCUGCCGCCAAUGGUCUUUCGACAAUGGGCUAUCGAACCCAAGCGGACGAUGCCUGGCUGCUGCUCUUAAGGAUUGGACGUCUGCUGGAGGAUCGUUUUACCUAUCUUCGAGCCCUAAAUCAUUUCCUCACCCAGAACGAAGUUCAGGCCAGACUGAAACUGAACCUUGCUGAGGAAGUGAAGUGGGCGGAGGAGUUGCUGGAUGAUUUGUGGCCGCAACUGCACAAUGGCAGGUUCUACAAGCGGGAGCAAACAAUGGUGAUGCUCUGUUUUUGUCACCUGGCCAGCUACUAUGCCAGAAGGGAUUGCCUGAGUCAUGCCCAGCUGUUGCUGCUACAUGUGGAGCAGCUUCGCGCCGAGUUUCCUGAAAGAUUGGGCAAGAACGAUAUUAUCUUGAUCACCGUGCAAACAGUGCGCUUUAGACUUCGCUAUCAGCAAAGAAAGCCUGGAAUGCCCAGGAUGAUGAUGCCCCUGCGACAGUUGGACACUCUGAUGGACAAUUUGCGAACUUUCUGCGGUCUAUCCAGUUUGGAUAACAACUCACUGAUGUUGCUUCUCAAUAAUCUUGUGACAGAAAGCACCGAAUGCUCGGCAAACAGAUUGAGCGAACAAGUGCAGCUCUCCCACGUUGUUCUCCGAUCGAACCUGGAAACCGGUUUGGCCCUAAAAACCGUAGAGAUAUUCCUCUCCUGGCUGUGGACCAAUCUGCAAAUGGAAAACUUCGACAAGGCACAGUCCAAGCUGCGACUCAUCGAACACUGUUUGGACAUAAAACCCUUGGCUCGCAAGGAAACCUUGGCUCUACCGGAGAAGGAAGCAGUCAAAGAUCCAGCUAUUGUUGACCUGGCCAGCCACAUGGACCAGCUGCAGCUGGUGGAGCCAAUCAGGAAGCAGCAGCAGCUGAACGCUUACUCGCCAAAGCUGCCCAGCAUGCGCUCGAGUAGUCCCAACUCUCAAAUGAAUUUGAAUCAUUACUUGAACUUGGACAUAGCUCCUUCCAACAUUCGGGAGAAUUCGCAGCUUAAGUGUCUGUAUUUUAUAAUGGGCUGUCUGCAUGCACGUCUCAGCUUUCUGCAGAGGAACAGCGAGGAACAGUUAGAUGAGUUCUAUGAAAGGGCGGCUCAAUGGCUGCAGGAGAACGCAGAGAUGAGUGCUUCAUUGGGUUGCAUGCUGCAGGUGCAGCAGCUCUAUCAUGUCAACUAUCUGCGCUACAGGCGAAAGCAUGUGGAGGCUAUAUCAACGGCUCAGAUGGGUCUUAAAAGGCAAGGACUGCCAGUCGGGGAUGUUAACUAUGCCUGUAACUUUUUCGCUCAGCUCAAGACGGCACAACUGGAGCUGAAACCCCUGGGUCAGGAAAAGACGCAAAACAAGGUACUGCGACGUGCAUUGGUUUUCAAUCCUUCGCCAGAGGACAAUAGCCGAAAUGUGGCAGCAACAGCUUCGGCAGUCAAAGACAAGACGACCAAAAUCAACGAGUCCCACAAAAAACCAUCCAAAUUCAAGAUUUACGAGGAGCUUGAGCUUCGGCCACCAAGUGCGGCGGGCAGUAGUAGCGGGGGAAGCGGCACCGAGAACACACCACCAGCCUCGGAUCACGUGGACUUCAAUUCCUGCCAGCUGAUUGAGAUAAGCGACGACGAUGAAUCACCACCGCCUUUGCUCACCAAGUCAUCCAAAUCGAAAGCCAAAGGGAAAGCAAAGACUAAAGCCACCACAGGCGUCUGUGAAGUAAUCACAUUGGACAACAGCUUGGAUGUAGCCUCUACGCCGAGCACAAGGUCCACCAGAUCAAGGAGGCCACUUCAGCUACCCGAGGACAACCCAACGACAGCCAGCAAAUCAAGGCGACCCAGGCGACAGGUGUCUGCAUCGCAGCCCAAAGACACAGACUCUAGCAGCACACGCAGGCUCAACAGGCACUGACUAGCAUUAGUUACAAUUCUUAUUUAAAAACUGAUUUUCUAUCCAAAUAUAUGUUAUCUAAGUGUUACAAGAAA
Molecule: messenger RNA, 4310 nt
Organism: Drosophila elegans
Lineage: Eukaryota; Metazoa; Arthropoda; Insecta; Diptera; Drosophilidae
Product: protein three rows
Source: RefSeq, a predicted model, not a curated record